UGACGAGCACUUGCGGAUUCCGGUGGUUUGCAGGAGGAGGGUGGUGAGAGUUUCAUCGAGCAUGACGAAAAAAAUUCUACAAACAUACAGAGCAUCCAAUUGAAAGCUCAGGCUCAGGCUCAGGCUCAGCAUUGGCAAGUGUUGCUGGUCCUCUCGGAUUUGGAAAAAAAAAUCGUGGGUUGCUCGAAAUCGUGCGCUCGAGGCCCGGUCGGUGCGUGCUUUACAGCGCCAAAUGUAAGCUUUUGGAAGUCGUUGCAGCCCAUUCGGAAGCGUGAAGCAUCGCUGGCUGUGUCCCCUCCUCUCUCCCUUGAAUUCCUGCGUGCUAAUGGGCACAUCAGAUUUCUGGGGUGUCAACUGCGAUGACAGGGUGGAUACGAUGUACCUUGCCAACAGGCAUGAAUUACUAGCAUAUGGGAAAAUCAUGAAGAGAAAAUCCGACAAUAUCUCCUCAAUCAAGAGGAAUUUCAUGACCUUCACGAGGAAGCUACAUGGGAAGCUGAAAGCAGUUGACUUGAGUCUUAAAACCUUCCAGCUACCGCGUAUCCGGAUAUUGUUCAAAUGUGCUGGAAGCAAAUACCAUCGCCCCAAAGAGCGAAUGACCUCAACUGGUGGCAAGAAUGAAGGCAGAAAUCGUUGCGAUCUGGAAGGAAAUAACUUCUUGUACCACAGGUUACGACCUUAUCCUUCAAAUGAUGAAGACAACUCCUGGUGAGGGGAUCCUUUCAACGACUUCCACCGUGCAACUGAGUUUUAAUGUUGAGAGACACUGAACAAAAGGAGAGCUUCAACUGUAAAAGAUGUAAAAGCUAAGGACAGCUAAAUGGCUGACUAGCCUUGAAUAUAUGGGUAUUAUUUAAUUGACUGUAUUUUAUGGGACCUGUCCUAGGUCUUACAUCCCAAAAGCAUGACACUGGAAUCAAAGUCUUGAAAUUCAGAUGCUGGCUGUGUGGACAACAGUCAAUUCAACCAGGUGGAAGACAGAUGUUAUGAUCUGGUUGGAAGUGCUCGUAUGCACAUAUUUAUACCCCAUCUUCAGUUGUUGCAUAAACCGCUCCUGGCAUGUUUAUGUUUACGUCGAUCUUAUGCUUUGUACUGAAUCACGGAUUGAUUCAGGAUCCAAUUGUGAAUCGCUGGCAGUCGCAAUUCUGUGGCCAUCAUUUCGUAAUAGCAAUUUGACAUAUUGUCGACUCUGAA
Messenger RNA from Marchantia polymorpha subsp. ruderalis, 1194 nucleotides. The record is from the annotation of a GenBank genome assembly. Lineage: Eukaryota; Viridiplantae; Streptophyta; Marchantiopsida; Marchantiales; Marchantiaceae.